AUGAGAGUAACAAAAGUAUUUUAUUUUAUCCAUUUUUUACUUGUUCUUAUUUUAUUAGAAUCAUAUUUAUGCCAUGAGAGAAGAAAUAAAAGUAAUUUAAUAUUCAAAAAUUCCCCUUUUAAAAAUUUAAAUGAAAAGAGGGAAAAAAAGGAAAUUUAUGGAAUUGUAGGUAUAGUGGCAGCAACACUUGGAAUAACCUUAAGUGCACUUGGAUAUAAUUAUUUUAGAAGAAAAAAAAAAUCUCUAUGGCAAGAUUUAGGUGAUGAGACAGAUACUAUAUUGAAUAAUACAAUUAAAUGUGGUAUAUAUGAAGCAAAGAAGAAGAUUUAUAAAGAAAUAUGUAAUGUGAAGAAAUUAUCUCCAUCCUUGGAUGAAGUAAGAGCAUUUGUAGAAGAACAAUUUAGAUGCAAAAAUUUAGACAUUAAUAAUUAUGAUCAAAGACAACUAGAUGAUUUAUGUACUUUUGCAUUAUACAACAUUCGACAAUCUGUGAUAAACUUACGAAAAAACCUAAUGGUAUAUUCACAAAAAAUGGACUAA
Molecule: messenger RNA, 540 nt
Organism: Plasmodium malariae
Lineage: Eukaryota; Apicomplexa; Aconoidasida; Haemosporida; Plasmodiidae
Product: early transcribed membrane protein
Exons: 1
Coding region: 1-540 (179 amino acids)
Source: RefSeq, a predicted model, not a curated record